Phascolarctos cinereus (koala) is the source of this 3266-nucleotide messenger RNA. It is a transcript of the gene PXYLP1, whose product is annotated as 2-phosphoxylose phosphatase 1. Gene Ontology annotation, biological process: glycosaminoglycan biosynthetic process; chondroitin sulfate proteoglycan biosynthetic process; dephosphorylation. The record is from RefSeq and is a predicted model, not a curated record. NCBI's taxonomy places the organism in Eukaryota, Metazoa, Chordata, Mammalia, Diprotodontia, Phascolarctidae. Gene Ontology annotation, molecular function: phosphatase activity. Gene Ontology annotation, cellular component: Golgi apparatus.
GCGCUGAGGAGCCGGAGCGGAGGCAGUACGGGUCGGUCCGGCUGGAGUCCGGGCGAGGGUCGGGGUCAUGGGAGGUGGUAGAGCAAGCUUGUCCCCCAGAUUCUGAGGGGCAGGGACGGUUUCUUGGGGGAGGAGUUAGUCUAAGCCUUACACACCUCUCAGUCUGCUGCCCUCCCUCCCCAAAUCUUUGCGUCCUUUCUCUCCCUAAACCCCUGCAGGAACGCCUCUUCCUACCCCCCCUUCUAAAGUCCACUUUUCCUCUUUCCUCUGUACCCCUGCGUCCUUCUCUUCCUUUUCAAAACCACGAACCUUCUCCCCUUUUUUUUUACCUUAAACAAACCUUUGCGCUUUCCCCUUCGCCCCGAAGAGCACCUCAGCUUUUUCCUCUUGCCUUCUGUGUCCUGCCAAACUCUUCCAAGGCUUAUACUUGCUCUCUCCUCUCUCAAAUUUCAUUCAUCUUCAUCUCCCUGCCCCAUCAUUAUUUCCCAACAUAGGUCAUGGGCAUUAUUUUAGGAAUUGCUUUUCCCCUCUACAUGGAAAAUUAAGAACCAUUUCUUCUUUAGGGCAUAGUUCCAGUUUAAGGUGAAACCAUGAAGAGAAAGUAGAACAAAAAAUAAUGCUUUUCCGAAAUCGUUUUUUGUUGCUGCUGGUCUUGGCUGCUUUACUAGCCUUUUUGAGCAUCAGUCUACAAUUCUUCCACCUAACGCCAGUAACACCAGUCAAAAAUGGAAUGAAUGGUAAAAAUCGCAAGAGAAUAAUGCCUGAUCCAUUGACUGAACCUCCUGUGGUGGAUCCUAUUCAUGAAGCUCGUAUUUACUGCAAUAUCCCAAGCAUUACUGAACAUAGUGCAGAAGGUCACGCACCUUAUUAUUUCAAGCUAGUAUCGGUUCAUGUGUUAAUUCGUCAUGGAGAUAGAUACCCACUUUAUGCCAUUCCUAAAACAAAGAGACCAGAAAUUGACUGUACCUUGGUUGCCCACAGGAAACCAAACCAUCCUAAACUUGAAGCUUUCAUCAAUCACAUGUCAAAAGCAUCUGAAGUCUUAAUGGAAGGCACUCUCAGUACCCUGCCUCUUUAUCCUAGUCAUUCACUGUGUGAAAUGGGAGAACUCACACAGACAGGUGUUGUUCAGCAUUUGAAGAAUGGACAGCUAUUACGAGACAUUUAUUUAAAGAAACACAAACUCCUUCCAAAAGAUUGGACUACAAAGCAUCUUUACUUAGAAACAACUGGAAAAAGUCGAACUCUGCAGAGUGGACUGGCCUUGCUCUAUAGUCUUCUCCCAGAUUUUGAUUGGAAGAAAAUUAACUUUAGGCACCAGUGGAGCACUAUCUUCUGCUCUGGAAGUUGUGAUUGCCCAAUGAGAAAUCAGUAUCUAGAAAAGGAACAACGUCGUCAGUACCUCUUGCGUGUUAAAAACAGUCAGUUAGAGAACACUUAUGUGGAAAUGGCAAAAAUAGUGGGGAUUCCCACGAGGCAGCUAAGAGCUGCUAACCCCAUAGAUUCUCUGUUAUGCCACUUUUGCCACAAUGUCAGUUUCCCCUGUACCAAAAAUGGCUGUAUUGACUUAGAGCAUUUUAAAGUUAUCAAGACACAUCAGAUAGAGGAUGAGAGAGAGAGACGUGAAAGGAAACUUUAUUUCAAGUAUGCACUACUGGCCUCUCAUCCUGUACUUAACCAGACAGUCAACCGGAUGCUGCGUAUUGCAGAAGGCAAGAAGGAAGAGAUUUUUGUUCUUUAUUCUGCUCAUGAUGUCACUUUGUCACCAGUUCUUAGUGCCUUGGGUAUUACUGAAGCCAGGUUUCCAAGAUUUGCGGCCAGAUUGGUCUUUGAACUGUGGCAAGAUGGAGAAAGACCUACUGAUCAUUUUAUCCGUAUUCUUUAUAAUGGAGUUGAUGUCACAUUCCACACCUCUUUUUGCCAGGAACACCACAAGCAUUCCAGCAAGCCAAUGUGCCCUCUUGAAGAUUUUGUUCACUUUGUCAAAAGGGACAUGUUUUCAGUCUUAAAUAGUAGUAGUUAUUAUGAUGCAUGUCACAGAAAAACAUUUUAAAAGAAAAUCAUUCUGUAUUUUAUGAAAUUUGUGCUGGUAUAGAAGAUGACCAGUUUGGGUUCUUUCUGAUUCAAAAGGUAUGACAGUAUUGCUUUAAAAAUACUUAGAAAUCUCAGUUUGGGACCAUAUAGGUAGAUUGACUUGAAUAGCAAAUAAUUUGCCAUGAUUUGGUUCAAAAUCUAGUUCAUUAAUUUGGUACAUUUGUACUUCGUUGAGAAACAGAUACUGUGCUGUAAGUUGAUGUUGCUUGGAAUAAGUGAUUUUCCUUGUUAUGCCAGAGUAGAUAAGUCUAGGUUGCCAAUUCAGAAUUUUAUUCUCUUGACUGCCAUGGUACUAUAAUAUGUAACCAACAAACCUCAUCCAUAAUAUUUCUUAAUCUUGUGCGGAUACAAGCACUCCUUAAAUGGAAGUAUUCCUAAAUUGGAUAUCCAACAGCUCUCCACUGUGAUUGUACUUGCAGAAGUAACUUGAAUACCAAGAACUUUAUGUUGGUUCUUCCAGUUCUUUUACUAGCAAGAUACAUCUUGGCAUAACUAUCUGAUUACAACACAAUAUGAGGAAAAUGAUUGUUAAAUCAGGAUGAACCUAAUAGUGAAAUUAUUAAGGUACUUUAUGUUCAGGAUGAUAAAAAAUACUGUGGUAUAAGAUCAUUGUGUUUUAAAUAUUUGUCUGCUGUAGCUGGAUAUGCUGAAACUUUGAUAUGCAAUUUAGUAUUUUUAUAGUCUAGAAAAAUAUUUUCUGAGACUUCUGUUAGAAAUGAUGUAGUACUAAUCUCAAUUUUCUGUAUUUUCUUGAUAGUGAGAGAUUUAUGAAAAGCCAAUUUCGGAUAUCUUCAAUGAACAUGUUACCAAAAAAUAGCAUUAAUGGGUAAUUGUCUUUGAGCAACUGUGGAACUGAAUACAUUUUUAAACCACUUUUGUCAGUUAGAAAUAGUAAAGUCUGAUUUGAUUUUUAAGAGAUAUUUAGGGUAAAACUUCAUUACCAGAAUAUUAAAUCAAUCUUUAUAGUGAUAGAUUUUUUUAUACUUUUAGAAAAGAUUCUAAUUUAAUCUCUGAUAUUUUAAUUAAUGGUGCUAGUUAAAUCAGAGGAAAUGUAAUCUAUGAGUGAGAUUCUCUAAUAUUAUUGGCAUUCCAGACUCUUCUUUUUAUUUUUUGCUCAGUGCUGCAUUUGAAUACACUUGUUUCUGUCAAUAAAAUUUUGAGAAAUAUUUGUA